CACUUCAGCAGAGUAACAUGUUGCCUCGUCGCAGCUACGGUGCCGAGUUAUAAGCAGAGGCUGCCAGCUCCCCAUCAGACUGACCAAAUAUCAACAGAAAACUCGGAGGGAAGCAAGGAGAAAGGCAGUGAAGUCUUCCCACUGCAGAGUCCGACCACCUUCUCUGACAGGAGGAGGAGGGGGUAGAGGAGGAGGAAGAUCGGUUUUCACACUGUCCUGACUCAGUUUGUCACCUCAAGCAGAAGGAGCGGCAGAGGAUGCGAGGGAAACUGCAGGAGCUGGAAAGUUGGCUCUGUUUUCCUCCGCCGUCCAUCCAUCAUUCACAGCAGAGCAAACUUUUUUAAAAGGAGAAAGGCGAGGCGGUGCGUGUGCAAAGGUGGGGAGAAGAGAGAGAGAGAGAGAGAGGGAGACGGACAAAAGCAUCCCUCACCCUGCUCAUCUUUUCCGUGCAUGUAUUUUUGCAAGUGAGAAAGCAGGUGCCAUCCAUCCAGAGGCAGCUACCCAUGUGGCAGGAGGCUCUGUGGACCCGUGGACGCUACCUGCUGGAGAAGAAUGAUGGAGGCGAGGGCUGUGAGGGGCCUGAGAGCCUGGGAGACGGGUUCCCCGGGUUCCAGGGUGAGGUGUGCACCGAGGGGGAGAAGCCUCAGGACUGGCUGUAUGAGUCGUACUACAGAAUGAGCCAGCAGCAUCCGUUGAUAGUGUUCCUGCUGCUGAUCGUCAUGGGAACCUGCCUCGCACUGCUGGCUGUGUUCUUUGCUUCAGGACUGAAUACAGAGGAUCACUUGACAUUCCUGAUCACAGUGCCCGCUGCUCUCUUCCUCUUCUUGUCCAUUUUCAUCCUUGUCUGCAUCGAGUCCAUCUUCAAACGGAUGCUCCGCCUCUUCUCGCUCCUCAUAUGGGCCUGUCUAGUCACCAUGGGUUACCUUUUCAUGUUCUCCGGAGGAAGACUCAGUCCCUGGGACCAGGUGUCCUUCUUCUUGUUCAUCGUGUUUGUCGUCUACACCAUGCUGCCCUUCUCCAUGAGCGGGGCCAUCAUCGCCAGCGGCAUCACCUGCUUCUCACACACCGUCACGCUCAGCAUCUGUCUGACCUCCACCUCCACAGAGCUGGAACCUCUAGUCUGGCAGAUCUUAGCCAAUGUGAUCAUCUUCACCUGUGGCAAUCUGGCCGGGGCGUACCACAAGCACCUGAUGGACCUGGCACUCAGACAGACCUACCAAGACACCUGCAACUGCAUCAAGUCGCCCAUCAAACUAGAGUUUGAGAAGCACCAACAGGAGCGUUUGCUGUUGUCCUUACUGCCCGCGCAUAUAGCCCGCGUGAUGAAAGCUGAGAUCAUCCAGAGGCUGCAGGGACCAAACUUUGGGCGAACAGAGAGCACCAACAACUUCCACAACCUCUAUGUGCAGCGGCACACCAAUGUCAGCAUCCUCUAUGCAGACAUUGUGGGUUUCACCAGACUGGCCAGCGACUGCUCUCCAGGUGAACUCGUCCACAUGCUGAAUGAACUUUUCGGCAAAUUUGACCAGAUCGCUAAGGAAAACGAGUGUAUGCGGAUCAAGAUCCUUGGAGACUGUUAUUACUGUGUGUCUGGUCUGCCGGAGUCGCUGCCUAACCACGCCAGGAACUGCGUGAAGAUGGGCCUGGAUAUGUGUGAGGCCAUCAAAAAGGUCCGAGAUGCCACCGGGGUCGAUAUCAACAUGCGCGUUGGCGUCCAUUCUGGAAACGUCCUCUGUGGCGUGAUUGGCCUGCGCAAAUGGCAGUAUGACGUGUGGUCACAUGACGUAACACUAGCCAAUCACAUGGAGGCAGGAGGCGUGCCUGGUCUGUCAAAUUUACUCCUCUCCAGGAGGGUCCACAUCUCAUCAGUGACCCUGGAGCAUUUGAAAGGCUCGUACAAGGUGGAACCCGGAGACGGACAGAGCAGAGACUCGUACCUGAAAGAACAUGGAGUGGUCACCUACCUGGUCAUCAACCCUAAGACAGAGAGGCACAGCCCGCUGUUAGGUGUGCGCUCUCGUCCCUCCCUGGACGGUGGAAAGAUGAGAGCGUCAGUCAGGAUGACACGAUACCUGGAGUCCUGGGGCGCAGCCAAGCCCUUCGCCAAUCUUCAUCAUCGAGACAGCAUGACCACAGAUAAUGGCAUGAUCAACACUACUGACGUGCCAAUGGGACAAUACCACUUCCAGAGACGAGAAAGGUCCAAAUCACAGAGGAGGAGGUUUGAGGAAGAGCUCAAUGAACGAAUGAUUCGCACCAUUGAUGGAAUCAACUCACAGAAACAGUGGUUGAAGUCUGAGGACAUCCAGAGGAUCUCAUUGUUCUUUCACAACAAAGCUCUAGAGAAAGAGUACAGAUCCACUACAUUACCUGCCUUCAAGUACUAUGUCACCUGCGCCUGCCUCAUAUUCUCCUGUAUAUUCAUCGUGCAGGUUCUCGUCUUGCCCAAAACUGCUGUGCUGGGGAUCUCCUUCGGCCUGGCAUUCCUGCUCUUGGCUUUGAUCCUGCUCCUUUGCUUCGCUGGUCACAUCCUGCAGGGAAGGAAAGGGUCUUUCUGUUCUCUUACAUGGUUCCCUACCUCUUCUCGCAUCAUCGUCACCAAUAACCCCUGGCUACGACUGGUACUCACCAUGACCACCACUGCUCUCAUACUGGUCAUGGCUGUCUUCAACAUGUUUUUUGUUGAAGAUCCUGGAGGAUCUACAGAGGACGUCCCGACAACCACUCCAUCUGUGAAUCAAACCAAUGGCACCCUGUUGGACUAUGCGGAAGAAAGCAAGUUUUACCUGCCAUACUUCAUCUACUGCUGUAUACUAGGCCUAGUGUCAUGCUCAGUGUUCCUGAGGAUCAACUACGAGCUGAAGAUGGUGGUGAUGCUGGUUGCCGUGGUAAUCUACAACAUCAUCAUCCUCCAGACACAUGCCUAUCUCCUGGAUGGAUUUAGCAAGGCGUUGUACCCCACAGAUAAACUAGAUAGACCAGGGGUUCUGAAGGAUCUAAAGACAAUGGGUUCUGUGUCUUUAUUCAUCUUCUUUGUCACAUUGUUGGUACUAGCCAGGCAGAAUGAAUAUUACUGUAGGUUGGACUUCCUGUGGAGGGACAAGUUCAAGAGGGAGUGUGAGGAGAUCGAAACCAUGGAGAACCUCAACCGAGUUCUGCUGGAGAACGUUUUACCAGCUCAUGUCGCCGAGCACUUCCUCGGACGCAACUGGAAAAAUGAGGACCUCUAUCAUCAGUCAUAUGAGUCGGUGUGUGUGAUGUUCGCCUCCAUCCCAGACUUCAAAGAGUUUUACACAGAGUCUGAUGUCAACAAGGAAGGAUUGGAGUGCCUCCGUCUUCUCAACGAGAUCAUAGCAGACUUUGAUGAACUGCUGUCCAAGCCCAAGUUCAGCGGAGUGGAGAAGAUAAAGACCAUUGGUAGCACCUACAUGGCUGCAACUGGACUCAAUGUUACCCCUGGACCAGAGAGCAUACAGGAACAUGACAGACAAUACAUGCACAUAGGCACUAUGGUGGAGUUUGCCUUUGCUCUUGUAGGGAAGCUAGAUGUCAUCAACAAGCACUCUUUUAACGACUUCCGACUCCGAAUUGGGAUAAACCAUGGACCAGUGAUUGCAGGGGUAAUUGGAGCCCAGAAGCCCCAGUAUGACAUCUGGGGAAAUAGUGUAAAUGUCGCCAGUAGGAUGGAGACCACUGGGGUGCUGGGCAAAAUACAGGUAACAGAGGAGACGAGUCAUAUCUUAUCAGCAUUAGGGUACAUGUGUUCAUGCCGUGGCAUCAUCAAUGUAAAGGGUAAAGGAGAACUCAAGACCUUCUUUGUCCACACUGAGAUGACCCGAUCUCUGUCACAAGGGACUGUCAUGCCUUGAGCGUGUCACACUGACUGAACAAACAGACUCAAGAACACAAAGUGGCUGUAGAAGUGAUUUGUCAUGCUCCGUAAGUAAAACCCAUUACCAGAAGCCUGCAGUACAAUGGAUAGACAAUUGUCGAGAACCACUUUAGUCCUUAGCAACACAAUGUAGAUCAGGGCCAUGGUGCACUGCCACAGUCCUUCAACACUGUCCUACGGGUGGUUUUCCCAACUCAAGUGUAACAAGGACUUCACUCUAAGGAGUCUCUUCACUGUCUAAAGGAGUGCCUGACUAAAGAGAGUUUUGCUUAAUUAGUGCAGCUCUCAAGGACCGUAGUCACUCGUUUGUACAAUAGUAGUGGUGUGGAGCUACGUACCCAUGCCAGUGUUCCAGUGCUUCAGAGCCUUAUACUUGAGUAAACUGAGCUGCCUGCCGCGCUGUGUUUCAUUUUUUUUUCUAUCUAUGCCUGGUUGGCAAAGUGAGCCAGUUCAUUCCAUUUUAUUCCAAAUGGAUGUUACAAUAGUUCAGUCAUAUAGAGCUAUGGAUGCCAACAAAUUACCAGCGUGAUGGGUAGAUUUCCAAAACCUGUGAUUUGUAUUUAUAGCUUUAGAGCUGUGCUUGUGUCCCACUCAAGCAGGUGGGCUCAGGCGCAGGAUUCAAGAGGAAAAGUAGGUUUCUUUUUUAUAAUCCAUUUGGAACCAAACAACAGCAUGUGUGUUCAUGUUAACUGCCAUCCUUUUGUUAUCCAUUAAACAUUUGUAUAUAAA
Molecule: messenger RNA, 4621 nt
Organism: Mugil cephalus (flathead mullet)
Lineage: Eukaryota; Metazoa; Chordata; Actinopteri; Mugiliformes; Mugilidae
Gene: adcy2b
Product: adenylate cyclase 2b (brain)
Exons: 25
Coding region: 504-3869 (1121 amino acids)
Biological process (GO): intracellular signal transduction; cAMP biosynthetic process; adenylate cyclase-activating G protein-coupled receptor signaling pathway
Cellular component (GO): plasma membrane
Molecular function (GO): adenylate cyclase activity
Source: RefSeq, a predicted model, not a curated record